Molecule: messenger RNA, 156 nt
Organism: Penicillium crustosum
Lineage: Eukaryota; Fungi; Ascomycota; Eurotiomycetes; Eurotiales; Aspergillaceae
Exons: 1
Coding region: 1-156 (51 amino acids)
Source: RefSeq, a predicted model, not a curated record
AUGUGCUCCAUCUACAUCUUCGAAUACGCCUGCGGUUGCAAGCAGCAAGAAGAGGGCGUGGUCCCCUGUGCUAAUCAAAACACUCCUGCCUGCAAGGGUGUUAAAGAGCAACCUCGUCAACGAGUCGGCGUCCGUUGCGCUCGUCACGGUGGUUAA